Molecule: messenger RNA, 2376 nt
Organism: Cottoperca gobio
Lineage: Eukaryota; Metazoa; Chordata; Actinopteri; Perciformes; Bovichtidae
Gene: pnkp
Product: polynucleotide kinase 3'-phosphatase
Exons: 17
Coding region: 219-2036 (605 amino acids)
Biological process (GO): DNA repair
Cellular component (GO): nucleus
Molecular function (GO): ATP-dependent polydeoxyribonucleotide 5'-hydroxyl-kinase activity; protein binding; double-stranded DNA binding
Source: RefSeq, a predicted model, not a curated record
ACUGCUAAAUAAGCCCCCUCCGGUUUUGUUUAAACUCUUACUGCACUUCAACAACCAACUCAGAUACAAAGAAGUUGUAGCGAAAGUAGUAACGCUACAUACUUAAUAUACGCUUCCCCCUUUGUGUGAUAAGUAUUAUAUUUUAUUUAUAUUAUUUAGUCGUUCACAAGCACGUUAUUUAAAGCUCAAAGUAAAGCAGCUGGGUGGUGGUCGCUCAGAUGUCGUGUACGCUGGUUAGCCCCUCCGGAGCCCGGGUCCCUCUGGAGAACGGGCGAGCUGUGAUUCUGGGCCGGGGGCCGGACACCGGGGUCACCGACAAGAAAUGCUCCAGGCACCAGGUGAAGGUGGUGGCUUGCUAUGCAGACCAGGAUGUGGUUGUUACUCAGCUGGGUGCCAAUCCCAGUUUCCUGGACGGGGAGAAGCUGUGUCGGAACCAGUCUGGUAAACUCACCCAUGGAGGCACCCUCUUCCUGGUCGACCAGAGCCACCCAUUUAAACUGCACUGCUCUGUGAGCUCAAACGGAACAGCCGCCAAGGAUGCACAGAAAGGACUAAAAGCCACAGAUAAGACAAAAGGAGGAAGAAACGAGCGAGACAAAGAGGCACAGUCGAGUUCAGUUGUCAAGCGCAGUAUAAAGGAUUUCUUUACUACCUCUCCAAUGAAGUCUUCUAAAAGACGGCUGAGCCCAGAGAGGGGGAGCCCUGAGGUGAAGCGCCGAAGAAGAGACGAAGAGGCCCCAGAUAGACAAAUGAAGGAGGAGGAGGAUGAAGAGGAGAGAAUGGCAGAGGAAAAGCUCAAGCAGCUGCAGGCGUUGGCAGAGAAGUCUAUGGCAGAGGGGAGUAAUAGCACCCAGCCUUCAUCAUCUUCUUCCUCUUUAAAAGGCUGUCUAAAGAGCAGCUGGCAACAGAUCGGCAACAUGAUGCUUUACACGGCUGCUGGUGUCAAAGGAAGUGACAAGAUUGCUGGCUUUGACAUAGAUGGCUGCAUCAUCACUACCAAGUCUGGGAAGGUCUUUCCCACUGCGCCAGAUGACUGGAAGAUUCUGUAUCCUGAGAUUCAGCCCAGGCUUGGCAACUUAAUCAAAAAAGGAUACAAGGUGGUGUUCUUUACCAACCAGAUGGGGAUCACGAGGGGCAAACUGAAACCAGAGGUCUUCAAGUCUAAAGUGGAGGACAUCCUCGGCACGCUGCAGCUACCUGUGCAGGUGUUUGUAGCAACCGGUGCUGGUAUGUACAGGAAACCAGCGAUGGGAAUGUGGAAUCACUUGUGUGACGAGGCGAAUGAUAGCGUGACUGUUGACAAGACAAAUACUUUUUAUGUUGGAGAUGCUGCAGGUCGGCCAGAGAACUGGGCUCCAGGGAGGAAGAAGAAGGAUUUUUCCUGCGGUGACCGACUGUUUGCUCUGAACAUUGGGUUGCAGUUCCACACCCCAGAGGAGUACUUCUUGGGCUGGAAGAGCGCUACCUACAGCCUGCCUAAUUUUGACCCUCGGAAGAUUGAGUCCAGUGCAAAGCUGUACGACCCACCGACUGCCUCUCUCACCUCCAGCGAGACAGAAGUCAUCGUUGCCGUGGGUUUCCCUGCAUCUGGUAAAUCCACUUUCUUCCACACCCACAUCAUUCCAAAAGGUUAUGUUUACGUCAACAGGGACACACUCGGCUCAUGGCAGAACUGUGUGUCGGCGUGUGAGCGCGCUCUGAAAGAGGGCCGCAGCGUCGCCGUGGACAACACCAACCCCGACCCAGAGUCUCGCAAACGCUAUGUGGAUGUGGCCAAGGCAGCCGGAGUGCCGUGUCGCUGUUUCCACUUCUCAGCUUCUCUCGAGCAAGCCAAACACAACAACAGAUUCCGUGAGAUGGCUCCAUCAGACACCAAACACGCCAAGGUCAAUGACAUGAUUUUCCACAGCUACAAGAAACAUUUUGUGGCUCCGGCUCUCCCUGAGGGAUUCUCCGAGAUCCUCCAGAUGCACUUUGUGCCGAACUUCAAAGACAGCCAAUCAGAAACCUUGUUCCGGCAGUUUUCUGAGGGCUGAUUGGGACAGUCUAUAAACCCCACAUACUCACUGGCAAAUACAGAUGAGGUGUGAGAUCCAAGCAACAGUCAGUCAGUCAGUAGACACAGACAUGUUUUUGACAUUUGUUUAGUGCUUGUGUGUCCGAGCUUACAGAAUAUGCAAACGGUUUGGCUAACAACCUUUUUUAUGUUAACUAGACUUCCCUUUAUCAAACAGCUCAACGUAAUCAUGAAUGAACAGAUGUGUUUCCACAUUAUAGAUGUAUUAAGUAUGAUGUGUAUGACAACGUCUUCUUUUUACAAGUUUAUUGCACCACAGCUAUAAAAAUCAAUCAAAUACAAUAAAGCUUUGGAAAACA